GUGAAUACGGGAGGUCAGUGCACGUCACGUAGUUAUUACUCGAAGCCGAGGAAUUCGUUCGCCCGUCGUAUCGCGGGGGCUACGUGCAAACAGCGAACCGUCCUGGGACUCUCGUGAGCGGGGCCGAGGACAAUUGGUGCGCGGUUAGGCUCCUCGAUCUGCUUUCGGCGCUGACGGGACGACGACGUCGGGCGCGCGCGCGGAGGAACAGCAGGCGCCGUACGCGACGAGAGCAAGAUCGCGGAAGUGUUUUAGCCGCGCGCGCGACGGAUGAGUGUUUUAACUGGCCGCGACGUGCGACGAGGGAAGUGAAGAGCGCGUACGGGCGAAAACAAUCGGGCGAUUGCGGUGUGUGAACCGACGAUUUCCCGUAAUCAGCCGGUGUUUCGCGGACUCACCGACUCCUACCAUCCUUUACAAAUCCAGCUCUCGUCCUCUCUUGACACGGGCGCCGCCGCCGCCGUCGUUCGACGCCCGCCGCCGACGACGACGACGACACGCGAGGCAGCCGCCGCGAGUCACAGGUUAUGUCAAGCGGAUUGGCAGGUGCUGUCUCAAACCAGCGGAUGAAAGGACAAACCGGCAAUCAAGUGAGUAAUGGUCCCAAGGAACACCAGCAGCAACAGCAGACGGAGCAUGCCGCUGGCGAGGACACCGGCUUCGACUCGUGGCGAGGCGGCAACAGCGCUCAGCACCACUCGAGCUAUCCGAUCGGCACCGGCGAUCCGUACAGUCCGUACUAUGCCGGCAGUACGUUCCCUUAUCAGACCUUUGGCGCCGGCGACGGUACGUGGUCGAACGGCACUGAUCCGGUCGCCUUUCUAUCCGGCUACGGCGGUCAAAUAAGCCACGAUGCGUAUGGCAUGGACGGCAUGUUCUCGGCCUCAGCGGCCGGCGGUGGCUUCAGCGCGUUCGGCCAGCCGCCGUUCAACUACUUCCACGGCAACGGCGACUUUAGCGCGUGGGGCACACCGAGAAGGACCAAGUACGAGGAUUACUAUCAGCCGCCACGCGGGAACGAGAGUUAUGGCAAUCCGGCGGCGAGCGGCGCUGGCGAGAUCAAGACCAUCGAGCAGGGUGUGCAGGGUCUGUCGAUUGGCGGGGGCGGCGGUGGUGGAGGUGGUGGUGGCGAGCUACCGCGGCAAGAUCAGCAGCAUCCGCAGCAAAGUACGGCGCAGCAGAUCAAGCCGGAGCCGAAGGAACCGCGAAAGAUCACUUGGGCGAGCGUGGCGAGCCAGCCGGCGAAACCAGUGCCGCCGCUCUCGUCCACGCAGGGGAUGAAGAAGAAGGCGGGAAUGCCGCCGCCGCCGAUCGUACCCGGCAAGCAUAACAUGGACAUCGGGACGUGGGGCGAGGGCAAGUCUUCCGCACCGCCGCCGCCUACGGCACCGCCGCCGCCGCAAGUGCAACCGCCGAUUCCGCCACCGCCGCCCGUCCAGAGGCAGCAACGGCCGCAGCAACAGCCGCCGCAGCCGUGCUGGAACAGGCAGCCGUCCGUCGGAGCGACGACGCCGACGGCGGUGCAAUCGGUGCCACAGUCCCAAACGCAAAUACACAUGCCGCCGCAAUCGCAGCAGCAUCAGCCGCCACAGCAUCAUCAACCUCAGCAUCAGCAUCAGCAAUCGCAGCAACAGCAGCAUCAACAGCAUCAACAGCAAUCCCAGCAACAGCAGCAGCAGCAGCAGCAGCAGCAGCAGCUUACCCCGAGUAAUCAGUCGCAUCCUGUCCUCGACGAACUUAAGGUGAAGAACGACUACAACCCCGUAGAAUUCGAUCAGACCGCGCCCGGCGCCAGGUUCUUCGUGAUCAAGUCUUACUCGGAGGACGAUAUCCAUCGGUCGAUUAAAUACGAGAUCUGGUGCAGCACGGAGCACGGGAACAAGCGGCUGGAUCAGGCUUACCGCGAGGCGAGUCGCGAGGGUGCGCCCCUCUAUCUAUUCUUCUCCGUCAACGGGUCCGGCCACUUUUGCGGCAUGGCGCAGAUGGUCUCCCCCGUUGACUAUCAGUGCAACAGUAGUGUCUGGUCCCAGGACAAGUGGAAGGGCCAGUUUCGCGUCCGUUGGAUAUACGUGAAGGAUGUUCCUAACGUGCAACUGCGGCACAUCAAGCUCGAGAAUAACGAGAAUAAGCCGGUGACGAACUCGCGGGACGCUCAGGAGGUGCCGCAUGCGAAGGGCGUGACGGUGCUGCGCAUACUGCACACCUACCGUCACUCCACCAGCAUCUUCGACGACUUCGGGCAUUACGAGCGCCGGCAGGCCGAGGAGGAUCAGCGGAAGGCACCGAGCAGCGUCAUCCAGCAUCACCAUUCCUCGUCCAAUCACAGGAACCGUGGACACGCCGUCGACAUGUCCAGGGAUCAUCAUCAGCACGGUCAUCAACCUCAUAUGCAUCAGCGCAAGGAACGCGGUAGUCGCGGUGGCAGGGGAGGUCCGCCGCGCCAGUAGCGCUGGAUAUUGCUGUGACGAUACCUAGCGCUGAGACGCAGAGCCAUUGACGGAAGUGAUCGACGUAAAGGAGGCACGUUGCGACUAAUUAUCACGUCCUACCACUUACCUUUGCUUUCCCGGAUCCACAAUGGGCUCCUCUUGACUCCCCGUGAGCGAGCAACACUCGUCGUCCACCUCGGCCGCGCGUUGUCCUUUCGUUCAAAAUGAUUAAUCCGAUAAUGAGAUAACACUAGCGUCACGUCGGCAUCAUCGUAAAAUAAUAUGUAACCGCAACUAUUAUGAGGAGGAAAAGGAGAAGGAUGAGAAGGAAUGAGGAGGUCGAUACACUAUUUCGAAGGAUAUUUGGCUAAACUCACCGACGGUUAUAAAGCGAUAUAGUGUGGUGUUGCGUGCUAUUCAUCGAAGGUGUUUCUUAAACGUACAAAUCGCAAAACAGAAGAUAGAGAUGAAGAGAGAGAGAGAGAAAAAGAAAAAAAGAAAGAAAGAAAGAGGUUGAGAAGGGAAGAGAGAGAGAGAGAGAGAGGGGAAGAAGCGAGGCGCGGUAUUGAAGAGAGGAAAAAAAGAUAAGGGACUGUAAUAUGUGGACUAAUCCUUGUAAAAUGCUUAAACUUUUGUUGAAAAUGGAAAAAAAAUCUAUACGAGAACACUAUAUUGUAAGCAAGUGUCAUUUGGAUCGGUUAUAUCGUUUUAAACACCAAUGAACAUUUAAUCUGGUGCCUGCAGCUAUACAGAAGGGUCGAAUCCCCCCUUAAUUGUUAAUAAGGUGCAGGGGCUUGUUACAUACAACGUUCUCAGUUGUAUUUAUAACCCAUCAUGCUUCACGAAAUGAAUUAUAAAAAAAAAAAUUAUAUUGGCGUUUAUUUUAGCGCGUAAUCUAUAUCUGUAUUGCGAAAAAAAAAAUAUAUCACCUAUUAUUAUUAUAUUAUUCAUGGACUUGCAGAGAGAGAGAGAAAUGAAUUGAGAGUAAUAUAGCGAGAAGUGAAAAAUAAUACUGCAAUUAAUCUACUGUAAUGUACACGAUGACGACGAUUAUUAUUAUUAUUGUACCAUUUGAUGACAUUUCAUGAGAUAUGAUUCUUAUUGUUAAA
Molecule: messenger RNA, 3538 nt
Organism: Linepithema humile (Argentine ant)
Lineage: Eukaryota; Metazoa; Arthropoda; Insecta; Hymenoptera; Formicidae
Gene: Ythdf
Product: YTH domain-containing family protein 3
Biological process (GO): mRNA destabilization
Cellular component (GO): cytoplasm
Molecular function (GO): N6-methyladenosine-containing RNA reader activity; mRNA binding
Source: RefSeq, a predicted model, not a curated record